This is a messenger RNA of Brassica oleracea var. oleracea, 1195 nucleotides long. RefSeq lists its product as uncharacterized. NCBI's taxonomy places the organism in Eukaryota, Viridiplantae, Streptophyta, Magnoliopsida, Brassicales, Brassicaceae. The record is from RefSeq and is a predicted model, not a curated record. The transcript is spliced from 2 exons. Bases 201 to 935 code for a protein of 244 amino acids.
UAGAGACGGACAGAGAUGAAGACCCCAUCAGACUGUGUAGAGCUUGUUUGUUAGUGUGGUACUGUUUAACACGUGUGAACGAACACUGUCCCUUUCCAUCUUCGUGCGCUGCGCUGGCUUCCUUUCUAGACAUCGAUCCUUGUCUUUUUCUCCGAUCACGGAACCAUACGAACCUCGAGUACCUCUGCGGCGGAGUACUCAUGUGGAAAGAGGAAGGGUUGGAUGUAAUACUUGUGCCGGCGGGUCUCGCCGUGAUGGUCGCCUACCACGUCUGGCUCGGCUACGCCAUAAUCCACCGUCCAAAGCUCACUGUAAUCUCCCUCAACGCUGAGUCUCGACGGCAAUGGGUCUUCUCUAUGAUGACCGAGCCGCUGAAAAACGGUACACUGGCAGUACAGACAAUAAGGAACAACAUAAUGGCAUCAACACUUUUAGCGACAACAGCAAUCACUCUCUGUUCCAUCAUCGGCGUCUUCGUAAGCAACACCUCUGCUUCCAAAUCCACAGCGUCACCUAUCAUAUACGGAAACAAAAGCCCGGUCCUUGCAACCAUCAAGAACUUCGCGAUCCUCGUAUGUUUCCUCAUGGCCUUUCUCUGCAACGUCCAGUCCAUCAGGUACUACGCUCAUGUGAGUUUCCUGAUCACGGUUCCUGUCUCGAGAGGGAAGAGAGAGCAUUGCGAGUACGUUUCUAGAAACCUGAACCGAGCUAGCUACUUCUGGUCUCUUGGAUUGCGAGCUUUCUACUUCUCCUUCCCGCUCUUCUUGUGGAACUUUGGUCCCAUCCCUAUGUUUGUGUGUUGCUGUAUGAUGUCGUCGAUUCUUUAUUUCUUGGACACGACCACUAGCUUCACUAGGCAUCUCCAUAGCGAGUCGUUUAGAGAGAUAGCUGAGUCUAUGGACGGUGAAAUCGAAUCAGCGGUUCAUUCUCUGUAGAAUGCACUCUAGGUUUUCUUGUGUGUGUUCGUUGAGUUUCAAGAGUUGUAAUACUAACGGAGUGUGUUUGUUGUAAUGUGAUGAGAGCAACCUUAGCUGAGUUUGCGUUUCCAUAUAUGAAACAACCUUGGCUGCGUCUGAGAACGCAAACGCUUAUGGAAACGCAAAUAAACUCUCCAAAUAACAUGUUCUGUAGAAUGUAGACUAUGUAAUCUCUUGCACAUUGUUGUCAUUGUUGGUUAACUCAUUGCCUUGAUGAA